Cladocopium goreaui is the source of this 6870-nucleotide messenger RNA. The record is from the annotation of a GenBank genome assembly. Lineage: Eukaryota; Dinophyceae; Suessiales; Symbiodiniaceae.
AUGAAUCCAGUCCGAGCUCUCCACAUGAUGCGGACCAAACCGAUGAUGCAGAUCUUGGUGAACCGACAGCAGAGUCAGCUCAGCCUGAGCAACCAUCUGGAGCUGAUCCUGCAGAGCCGUCUGAAGCUGUACCCAAAGCAGCUGCGAAGAGUGAAGCUGCGCCCAGAUCAGGUGCCACACCGUGAUCGUGACAGAGAUCAGCGUGAAAUGCAACGCAUGCUGGGCACACUGGAGCCUUCUCACCGGAAGCCAAAGCCGAUUUUCCCACAGUCAGUUUUGGGUCACUUGUUCAUGCGUAAGUUUGGUUUGAACAGGGAGCAACGUGCACUUGUCAUCAGAUCGACAGGUGGCAGUUCUCGUUUCCUGGAUGUUGAACGAAUUCUUCGUGCAUCUGACCUUGAAGAUCAGCGUGAACAAGAUCGACGUUUUCAGAAGCCUCAGUUAAAGCCUGGUCGCCGUGAAGCCUUUGCAGUAGAGAUGGACGAUAGCUCUUCACUGGAGUUACCACUAUCAGAAUCUGAUGGGGAUGACAAUGAUGUUCUGGUUGGGGAAGAGGUUCAAGAAUCAGUAGAGAGUGAUGACGAUGAACUAGCUGAGAUUUUUGAGAUUCAACGAAAAGCCAAGAAAGAUUUCAAGAAGAGUUUUCGAACUUACAAGGAAUCCAAGAAGAAGGUGAAGGACAUCAAGAAAUCACGUGCUGGACCUACUUCCUACUAUCCAGUUGUUGCCAUGCCCCCUGACAAUGCAUCAGCUGCAUCCGGCAGCCAACAAAGCACUGUAAAGCCCUUCAAAUCUGAUCGCAAGGACCAGUUCAAGAAACGGGAUUCCAGGAAUCAGAAACCUCCGAACCGGAAGGAGGAUGCCAAUUAUACCCAGUCAGAAUUGGUUACGCAUUUUUCCUAUGUGGUUGAUGAAUCAAAGACUAUGGAUGAGAUGACCCCCGAAGAAAUAGAUGUUUUCCUGGCUUUGAUUCCACAGGGGUAUGCAAUCAUUGACACUGGGUGCACUACCUCCGUUAUCGGUGAUGCCACAGCCCAGCAGCUGAAGAAGCACUUCAUGGAUGUUGGAUUUCCUCUUCCACAAGAGGUGCAACUGCCGGCCGUGGAGCUCAAAGGUUUCAAUGGGAAGACCGAAACAACUACAACUGGUUUGAAGUGGACAGUUUGUUUGGGGAAUUUACAGGGUAGCAUUACCACCUAUGUCAUUCCUGGAGUCACACCAUUCCUUUUGUCCCGAAGAGUGCUGGAAGCUAUGGAAGCCAUCAUUGACCUGAAGAAUAGAACUAUUUCCUCCAAGAAACAUGGUCUUGAUUGUGCCCCUCUUCGACAAGCCUCUAACGGGCAUUUGCUGUUACCGUUGUGUGAGCCUCCACAUGACUUGGAGAUUGGACAGUGCGACCAUACAGAGAUGAAUGAGCCCAAUCCGAAUGCCGCUGCAUCCGCAGUUGUAUCCAAUGCCAAGUCCGUCAAUGCCAAGCUGCGCAAGCACCUCAACUCCUUGAGGAACACAACACUUCGUUUGACGCUGUCACGCCUGGCAACCAAUCCAAAAGAAGUCAAAGCCGAACUGGCCACCUGGCUAGGAGACCAAGCCAAAUGCCUUGAUUCGAAAGUUGGCUUGAUUGAGGAUUUCACUGAUCGUGCCAGAAUGUCUGAUGUCUAUGAAAAGCAGUCCGGAAAGACAGCCAUUAGACUUGGUCUUAAGUACGGGCAGGACUUCACACGUUUGCAUGAUCGCCGAUGUCUCUUGCUUUUAAUAGCCUGGUGCCGGCCUGAUCACUUGUGGUUUAGCUUUCCCUGCAAGCAUUGGGGUCCAUGGACACGCUUGAACAUGAGCAAGAAUCCACGAACAUGUCAACUAAUCAUGCAUGAACGUGCAGUGGCACGCAGAUACUUGCAUAAUGUUUCAGAAGCUUGGAAUCUCCAAUGUGCGCUGGGUGGACACUGUCAUGCUGAGAAUCCAUUGUCGUCUCUGGCAUGGGCCGAGUUGUCUUUGGAGCAAGCAUGGGAAGUCCGAGUUGACCAAUGCGCUAUGGGUUUGAGAGCACCCAAUACGGACAAACCUGUCCUGAAGCCGACAAGAAUUGUGACGACGCUGCAGCAGCUCGCCCUAGGACAACUUUCGCCUGACCUGGAACGUGCGUCCGAGUCACUUCGUGAAAAGGCCGGCCAAUUCAUUGAUUUACUUCCAGACAAACCCCAAGAUGAUGACAUGGAACUAGAGGAAGAUUUCAAUGAUGAUGAUGACGAUGAUCCAGAUCCCCCUGAUGAUUUGGAGGGCGGCCCACGAAAAAUCAGACGCCGUAUCUCACGAUCUGAUGAGUACUGGCGAAAGCGUGCAGCUGGAGCACCGCCAUUAGGUGUUUUGCAUGAAGGGCCACAGCCCAGAAUUGCCCGUGCAAUGUCCGAUUUGCCUGAUCCGACAGCACCCUCCGACGAAGCUGCGCAUGAUGAAAAGCGUAGAAGGGUUACCAUAGAUCCUGAAAUUGAGGUUGAACAGUAUGAGCCAACCACACCUGCUGACACACCCAAGGAAAUGCCUGGCACUCCAGUAGAUUCGCCAGAUCAGCCGAUGUCAGAGGAUGCAUCAGCCAUGUCUCAGCCUUGCAAAAAGGCAUCGAAGUCAGUGGAUGGCCCAUUGACUGACCAUGAAGUGAGUGCGACCGUUGGCUUGCUGCACCGUGCUAUCGCCUAUGGCCAGACCCCUAAGGUGAUGAUGUGCUUUCGAAAGUCUCUGGUUUCCAAAGCCGAGCAUGUGCCAGCCGCGGCGUUCAUGGAAGAGCUCCAGGGUAUCUAUGAUGAUCCUGACCCAAAGGGUGGCAUGUCCGAUGCUACGAAGCGUCGCCUGACCUCUGAGGACUCCAGUCCGCGCUACACUGAGUGGGAUCAAGUUUCCAUGUGUGGUAGUGAGUUUCCAGAUGCGGCAACCCGUCUUGCCAACAUGCCGAUGCCUUCCGGCACCAGUGCCAUGGGAUAUAUGGAUUCCUCCAACUUUGGAUAUAGCCAUGUGAACUCUAAGAACAAGACUCCUGAUGGAAUGUUACUGACCGAGCGGACAGUGGAUGAGCUACAUGACCAUGAGCCUGCAGAUGCGACCACGGUGAGGCGUGAAGGAAACAGUGCACGUCGUGACGGGGCUACACUGGAGGCUACGGUGGCUGAGUCUGUGGACAGCCGUUUGCAGGUCGUGGAAGAAGCCUUGCUGGAGCUGAAUCAAGACUUGUUGGCAGCAACCUCACAGCUCCGACAACUGCAGGCUCGCUGCGACACAUCUCUGGUCACUGACGAGAAGGUAUUUGGUGGCACUCCUCAGCUUCAGAUUGAAACUCGCCUGUUGGCGCUAGAGGACUUCCGCGGGAAGUCAGAGGCACAGUCAAAAGAACUUCACACGCUGUGCUUGGCCUUGGAUCAAAGAGCUGCAGGCUUGGAUCAAGAUCUCACCUGUGUGGUGGAAGAAGUGGAGUCCAGGCUAAAACGUAUGAGUGAGCAUUUGACAACAACCCAGGUGGAAAUCCGAGAAUCUUUGAGGUGUUCACCAAGGGAGCCAAACUCAUCUCCAUCGUCUCUGCUGUCUUUGGCGUUACCGUCGAAAGAUUGGCCAACUUCAGCUGGGGAGGUGCAGGCCUUGCAAGUCCAAGACAAACAGACAGCACGGAAGAGUAUCGAAGAACUACAGCAGGUCUUGUUGGUGAUGCAAAAGCAGAUGAGCACAUUUGCUGCUGAAUUGAACGAUGCAAAAAGUGGCGCAGAACAAGUACAGCAGGCACUGCAACAAGUCAAGGAGAAGAGCAUUUCUGAAGCAGACACAAAAAAGUUUGGAUCGAAUACAGAAACAUCGAAGCAGGUCUUGAUAGAUGUGCAGAAACAGAUGAGCUCUUUCGAUGCCGAGCUAAAAGAUGCCAGGAAGGGAGCGGAAGAAAUGUGGCAGGCCUUACAAGAAGUAAAGUGGAAGACAACUUCUGCAAAUGCAGACCAGACGAUCUUUGGAAUGACGGAAGGUUUGCAGCAGGCCUUGACGGAAAUCGAGAAGCAGAUGGGCUCCCUUCAUGCCGAGUUAAAAGAUACAAAAAGGGGCUCGGAAGACAUGCAACAGACCUUUUGCGAAGCACUGCAAGAGAUGAACGAAAAGAUCACAAGCACAGAUGCAGAUGCAAAGAGCGUCGGCAAGUCUACGCAUGGAUUCCACCAGGUGUUGACAGAAGUUCAGAAGCAGAUGAGUUCACUUGAUGCUGAAAUGAAAGAAGCUAGAAAGGAUGCAGAAGGAAUGCAGCAGGCGUUGCAAGAACUUAACGAGAAGACCAUUGGCACUGAGAAAGAUUCAAAGAUCGCUGCAAAGAGCACAGAAGGUUUGCAGCAGGCCUUGACGGAAAUCCAGAAGCAGAUGGGCUCCCUUCAUGCCGAGUUAAAAGAUACAAAAAGGGGCUCGGAAGACAUGCAACAGGUGUUGACAGAAGUUCAGAAGCAGAUGAGUUCACUUGAUGCUGAAAUGAAAGAAGCUAGAAAGGAUGCAGAAGGAAUGCAGCAGGCGUUGCAAGAACUUAACGAGAAGACCAUUGGCACUGAGAAAGAUUCAAAGAUCGCUGCAAAGAGCACAGAAGGUUUGCAGCAGGCCUUGACGGAAAUCGAGAAGCAGAUGGGCUCCCUUCAUGCCGAGUUAAAAGAUACAAAAAGGGGCUCGGAAGACAUGCAACAAGUGUUGACAGAAGUUCAGAAGCAGAUGAGUUCACUUGAUGCUGAAAUGAAAGAAGCUAGAAAGGAUGCAGAAGGAAUGCAGCAGGCGUUGCAAGAACUUAACGUCAAGACCAUUGGCACUGAGAAAGAUUCAAAGAUCGCUGCAAAGAGCACAGAAGGUUUGCAGCAGGCCUUGACGGAAAUCCAGCAGCAGAUGGGCUCCCUUCAUGACGAGUUAAAAGAUACAAAAAGGGGCUCGGAAGACAUGCAAAAGGAUUUACAGGUGGUGAGGGAGAUGACCAGUUGCACUGAUGCUGACGCCAAAACCAUCGCAAAGAGGACCGAGAAGAUGGAUCAGGCCUUGAAGGACAUCCAGGACAAGACCAGCUUCACGGAUGCAGAUGCAAAGAGCAGGGCCAAGAACACUGAAGAACUUCAUCAGGUCUUGGGGGACGUCCAGAAGAGGAUGAGUUUGUUUGAUGCUGAAUUGAAAGAUGCCAGAAAGCUUACUGAGAAAAUGCAGCAGGAUUUGGCAGAAGCUCAAAGCAAAGAGCGGUCCUUGGCGCAAGUGCCCCCGCCGGCGAAGGAAAACGAGGCAGUGGCAGACCUUCAAGCAGUGGUGGAAAAUCUGCAACAGGAGUUCAGAGGUGCAUCUUUGAGGGCGGAAGUGGGCGAGCUGCAGCGCCACAUGAGUCAGCUGCAGCAGGCAAUGGUAGAAGUACAGGGAAGAAGUGGCCAGGGUCAAGAUGCCUUGAGAGGAGGUCUAGACGAACUGGUCCAGGUGGUGGAAGCAGUGCGUCAUGCGCUCUGUGAAAGCGAGUCGGAAGUCAACGAGCUGCGGAAAGCUUCCGAGCACUGCCAGGAGGUGCUUGGGGCAACCGCUUCGCAUGGACAGCUUGAGGAACUACAGAAAAGACUGGUAGACAUGGAGAAGGCCAUGGAGAUGAAUACUGCUAAAGUGGAGGAGGCGUACCAAGGCAUGUCCCGUGGGCCAGAGAGGAGAAUAAUAGCGCCUUCAUCCCAAGGUGUGGAAGAUUCCGAGAGCGGGGCGCCCAAGGCGCAGGCAGCUUCCAUUGACGUCGCUGAGCGAGAGGUGCUGAGAUCCUCAUUUGACGAAAGUCUGGAAGAAGUCAAAGCAGAGUUGAAGCUUGUCAGUUUCGAGGCGCUGUCCAGCAUCGAGGAAAAUCGUUGCUUUACUGCCCAAAGCUGCGAGGAGCUGCAUGCAGAAGUCCAAAGCCUCGCGCAGCGCUGUACUGAGGAGUUUCAGGCGGCCAAAGAGAUCCAAGGGCUCCGAGGAGCUGUAACGGAGAGUGCCAGCGAGGCACUGAUACUCAACUUCCCCGAAGCAUCCUGGCCGCCGCCCGAAGCUUUUGAGGAGACUCUGCGCAGCAAGUUGAAGUUAGAUCCCACCAUGCAGAUCAGGCUUCAACAACGACAGCCUGGACUUGCAGCUGAGGUGCAGGGUUCGAGCCAGAGGCUGCAGGAGCUGCAACGGAAUUGGGCCUCAGCCGAGAUGGGAGAGCUGUCGGAUGACCUGAAAGUUUGUUUGGCUUUGAGGGGUUCGGCUUCCGAAACCGCCAGCACUGAUGCACUUUGGAUUGACUCCCUAUUGCAGACAUUCAAGAGGGAAGUCAUGGAGGAUCGCAAGGAAUGCUGCGAGGAAGUGGCAGAAGUCAAGGCAUUUCUUCUGGCGGAGCAGCAGAAACAAGGUCAACAACUUCGAGAGCUCAGGAAGUCACAGGAAGGAAUCCAGGAGUCUGUGGGUGCAGUUGCAAAGGAGUGGUGUGCUGGGCUGUCGGAGCUUCGAGUGGCUCUGACUCAGGAUGUGGAUUCCUCCCAAAGACAGGAGGAGAGCCUGGCGCUACAACGUGCCGGAGUACAGGAGUCCCUCGUCCAGCUACAGGGCGCCGUCUCGAUGGAACUGGGAGAGGCUAGACGUCAUAUCUCAGAAUUCAUGGAAGAAGAGGCUGCACGGCUUCAAGCGCAGUCUUUCGCAGAGUUGUUGGAGGCAUCAAAAAGCCAGGCAGGUGAGCUUGACCUUGUUCGUCGUCAGCUCAUUGAAACAGUACAGGACCGUGUGGACCUCCGGAGGCAGCUCUUGGACGUGUGUCGUUCAUCGCAAUUUGCUGAGAGUGCCCUGCGAAGUCAGUUCGAGCAAGAGACUCAGACGCAGCGCGUGCAACUGCAACGGCGACCAUAA